AUGGUUUACACCCACCUUGGCCACCGCCAUAUAGCGCCAGGAGAAUCUCCCGGUCCUCAGAAAACGCGCUCCUCCCUGGGUCCCAAGCGUCCCAGCGCCGCGGCCAGCCCUCCCUCCGUCUCAGUGACGUCGCCCUCCACCGUCAGCGGCAGUUCGCUGGCGGCGUCGUCGCCCACCUAUGAAGCGGUAGGUGAAUGUGACUUCGUCUCCUUUCCCAAGAGCGUCCAGGUGCCGAAUCUUCCGGUGGUUUACUUCAAUGACGAGGUGGAGCAACAGCUGAUUUGGGAGUACUCGCAGGUGAAGGACGGCCAGGUACAAGUGACCUCGACAACACCUGAUAUCCGGGUCAAGAAUCCAGUGGUGAUGUCCAAUGCUUCUCAGGGCUUUGUGGUACAGCCUUAUGAACUGAGAUAUCUUCACUACAGGAAGGUGGGCUUGGUCUUUGCCCGGCCUGCUGGGGGUCGCUUCAUGCAGCCCAGCAUCGACACCAUCCUGGUCUGUCGUGGCCUGGUCGACGCCUUGCGCGACAUGAAACCGGUGCAGCGGCUGAUCGAUGUGGGGAGCGGAUCAGGCUUCAUUGGCAAGUUCGCAGGGCAUUACGCCCAGGGUACGGGAUCCGUAGAGGUGACGCUGGUGGAUAUCGAUCCAGUGGCAAGCACGUACUACCAGUCCCGCACCUUCAAUGCAGAAGCAGCCACAGCCACCGGGCGCAAGAUCCAGUGGAAGUUCUGCGCAGAAGAUGCCGUGGCGCUGCUCGAGAAGGAUUGCGACUUUGACCUGAUCGUCUCAAAUCCUCCGUACAUUCCCACCAAGUCGGAAGCGGCGGGCAAGCUGUCGCCCCAUUCAGGCGGAUUUUGGGAGGGUGUCGGACUGGUGGUGUUCCUCCUAGAUCUUUUGGCGCAACGCGCAAAGCCCGGCACGAAGCUGGUGCUGAUGGUCUCCUCAUUGACACUCAAGGCUCCGGCUGUGUUGGAGGCGCUGGAAAGGACGGUGAAGAAUGGGUGCGCACUGAAGGUCUUGCUGGAAAGAGAAAUCGCUUGGAAAGCCUGGUACGCUGGCCCGAACUCCUUAGAUCAUCUUUUAGCGACGAAGAACCAGCGCGACACGCCCCACGAAGUGGCCGGGUGUCGUUUGUUCCUCGGGGCCACCGUGCCGGGCAGCAGCCGUUUCGGUACGUCUGAGGAUGGCCGCGACCUGCUGCUGGGAUAUCAUUGGCAUAUGGCCUAUGUGCUGGAGCUGCAAAAAGCUCCGAAAACAGAACUUUGA
Messenger RNA from Cladocopium goreaui, 1266 nucleotides. The record is from the annotation of a GenBank genome assembly. Lineage: Eukaryota; Dinophyceae; Suessiales; Symbiodiniaceae.